GGGGUUCCUGGCCGGUGGCAGCUGCAGGCUGACUUAAUGGGAUGGACUGGCCACACAGCCUGCUCUUCCUUCUUGCCAUCUCCAUCUUCCUGGUGCCAAGCCAGCCCCGGAACACCAAAGGCAAAAGGAAGGGGCAAGGGAGGCCUGGCCCCUUGGCCCCUGGGCCUCAGCAGGUGCCGCUGGACCUGGUGUCUCGAGUAAAGCCCUACGCCCGAAUGGAAGAGUACGAGAGGAACCUUGGCGAGAUGGUGGCCCAGCUGAGGAACAGCUCUGAGCCAGCCAAGAAGAAAUGUGAAGUCAACUUGCAGCUGUGGUUAUCCAACAAGAGGAGCCUGUCUCCCUGGGGCUACAGCAUCAACCACGACCCCAGCCGCAUCCCGGAGGACUUGCCUGAGGCGCGGUGCCUAUGUUUGGGUUGCGUGAACCCCUUCACCAUGCAGGAGGACCGUAGCAUGGUGAGCGUGCCAGUGUUCAGCCAGGUGCCAGUGCGACGCCGCCUCUGUCCGCAACCUCCUCGGCCCGGGCCCUGCCGCCAGCGUGUUGUCAUGGAGACCAUCGCUGUGGGUUGCACCUGCAUCUUCUGAGCCACCAACCCUCAACCAGGUGGCUACUGCAACAAUCCUCCCUCCCUGCACCCACUGUGACCCUCAAGGCUGAUAAACAGUAAACGUUGUUCUUUGUAAAGGAA
Molecule: messenger RNA, 688 nt
Organism: Rattus rattus (black rat)
Lineage: Eukaryota; Metazoa; Chordata; Mammalia; Rodentia; Muridae
Gene: Il17b
Product: interleukin 17B
Exons: 3
Coding region: 42-584 (180 amino acids)
Biological process (GO): inflammatory response
Cellular component (GO): extracellular region
Molecular function (GO): cytokine activity
Source: RefSeq, a predicted model, not a curated record